Molecule: messenger RNA, 1426 nt
Organism: Strongylocentrotus purpuratus (purple sea urchin)
Lineage: Eukaryota; Metazoa; Echinodermata; Echinoidea; Camarodonta; Strongylocentrotidae
Product: alpha-(1,6)-fucosyltransferase-like
Exons: 7
Coding region: 21-1295 (424 amino acids)
Biological process (GO): protein N-linked glycosylation
Molecular function (GO): alpha-(1->6)-fucosyltransferase activity
Source: RefSeq, a predicted model, not a curated record
UCAAGUUGUUGGUGACGAUUAUGCUAGCCUUGAUAAUCAGCCUGUUCGUCAUAUUUGACAAAGAAACAUCUCCUCGGUUUAACCAGGACAUAAAGUCUUCAAAGCAGGACUCACCUCGAACGGAGAUCAACAGUGUCGGGCGACUGUACAUGAACCUGACGAAACAUGACGAAGAACAAAAGCACAUCGUGUCGGGUAAUAACACUUUAAGGCAAGUGGAUGGACAUUCAUCAUGGAAACAAGACGAGUUGAGGAAGCUGUCCUAUGUUAUACAGCAGAGACUCUAUUUCCUUCAGAACCCUCCAGACUGCACCAAGGCCAAGAAGAUCUUAUGCACCUUUAAAAAGACAAGCGGAUUCGGUAGCAAGGUACACCAUGUGUCGUUCUGCAUGUUGAUGGCGUACGGCAGUGGGAGGACCCUCGUUCUUGAGUCCGGCGAGGGAUGGCACUAUUCUAAGGAGGGAUGGGAAAAGUUCUUCCGCCCUCUCAGUGACACUUGCCUUGAUGGGACAGGAGAGACUACAUCUUACAAUAAGUGGCCAACUCCUGAUGGGAAUAAGAGCAUCCAAGUGGUGGAGCUCCCGAUUGUAGGAACAUUUGUUAAAACGAACAAAAAGCCAGUCUUCCUGCCCUGGGCAAUUCCAGAAGACAUCUCGAAGAGACUGAGGAGGGUCCAUAGUAAACCCCACGUCUGGUGGAUAGGACAGAUCAUGACCUACAUUCUGAAACCUCAGCCUCAAGCCCAAGAAUUCAUUGACAAGAAGAUUAAUGCCUUGGAAUUCACACGUCCGAUCGUUGGCAUUCAUGUCAGGCGGACAGACAAGCUCAUUAGGGAAGCCAAAUUUCAUGGAAUCGAGGAGUACAUGGACCAAGUUGAAAAAUACUACCAGAAAUUGGAGAAGAGAAAAAAGGUGUCCGUCAGGAGAGUCUUCUUAGCAACAGACACGGUCGGUCUGCUCGACGAAGCCCAGAAAAAAUAUCCUGGUUAUGUAUUUAUUAGUGACACUAAUAUAUCAUUGUCAGCCAAUGUAUCAUUGAGAUUGUCAGAGGAAUCUUUGAUGGGUAUCAUCGUAGACCUUCAUCUUCUGGCUCGUUCGGAUUUUCUUGUUUGCACGUGUUCCUCAAAUAUAUGUCGACUGGCUUACGAGAUGAUGCAGCGUUCCAAUGUAGAUGUCUCCAAAAAACUCCACUGCCUCGACAGACGAUACUACUGGCACGGAGAAAAUAUCAAACACAAAACAGCAAAGAUGCCUGUGUAUGAAGGGGCUGAGAACGUUCACCUGUAUGGUGUGUGACCGGACCCAAGCUCUUUCUGAUUUUCAUCAUUUGUUUGGCUUGAUAAUGAUUUUUUUUAAAAACGUUUUAGCCCUCCAUAGGCUUUUUUUAUUGAGUCAAACAAAAGAUUGUACAAUUCAAUGAAAAGAAA